Messenger RNA from Phymastichus coffea, 1642 nucleotides. RefSeq lists its product as uncharacterized. Lineage: Eukaryota; Metazoa; Arthropoda; Insecta; Hymenoptera; Eulophidae. The coding region runs from base 422 to 1558 and encodes 378 amino acids. Gene Ontology annotation, biological process: RNA polymerase I preinitiation complex assembly; nucleolar large rRNA transcription by RNA polymerase I; transcription elongation by RNA polymerase I. Gene Ontology annotation, cellular component: RNA polymerase I complex. Gene Ontology annotation, molecular function: DNA binding. The record is from RefSeq and is a predicted model, not a curated record. The transcript has 5 exons.
UAUUCAUUUAUUCAUUAAAAUCCAGACCUGCAAACUGACAUUUUGAAAUGGGUGAAUCAAUGUCCGGCGACUGUACAUGGUUGUCAUAGCAACGUUGAUUAAUGUAGCCAAUUUUACGGCAAAAAUUCUUAAGGGGCCCUUCAUUCGGGACACACCCAGAGAAAUGUGACGACGAAUAGACCUUAUUCACCGGCCACGAAUGUAUACAUAGUCUGAAGUGAACUGCUUGCCACUUUUGUCUAGCUGUAGCUACGAAUGUGUCCUGUGGCUUGUGAUCUGAUCUGUGAUUAUGAAUAGAGUUUAAAUAAUAUAACCUUAACUCUCUGAUAGGCAGUUUUUACGUUAAAUGUAUGUUUUUGAAAUUCUUCUUUUCAUAAAUGUUUGACAUUUUAUUUAAGUGAAUAAUAUCACAUUAAAAACCAUGAAGAAACCAAUUGAAGCAGUUAUUGAAGAUGUGAUUAUUCAACCAGAUAAAAUUCAACCUAUCAUAGUUAACUUUCAAAACGGAUAUCUGAAAGAUGAGGAAACACAGAAAAUGAAAUCUGGAUUAUACAAUGAUGAAAAAAAGAAAAAAACCGUUUUAGCAAUGUCAAAUGGUCAAGUGGUUUAUAAAGGAUACAGACCUGACCUUAACAAAGAAUUAACUUACACAAUGUUAGCUGUCCAUAAUAAAAAAACUGGUAAAGUCAGAUUAAUACAAGCUGAACGAUGGGAUGUUGCUCCAGUACUUGAUCAGCAUGUUGAAGACAAUAAUGAUGAUAAUGUUGAUCAAAUUGUUGCUCUAAAUAAGCAAUUUGGUUCUAAAAAAGCAAAACGCAGAACUGAACAAUAUGAAAAAAUGAAAAUCAAUAUAGAUAGUGUUCUUAAAGAGCAGUUGGAAAAAACUGUAUCAAAUGUUGAAAUAGAAAGACAAGAUCUUGAACCUAUUGCUAAAGAUGACUUUAUUAAUGGUGUGCAUUUACCUCCAUGUAAUAAAGAUGCUCCUAAUGAAUCAUUAAUUUAUAAUAUUGAAGAUAUUGUACCAAAGAAUAUUCUAGAAACCCUUUAUGAUAGAGCAACUGAAUUAUUAACCGAAGAAGUAAAUGAUAAACCAGAAUUUUUCUUGACAACUGUGCAAAAAGUUAAAAAUGACCCAAAAGGUACUGAAAAACUUGCAAUAUUAUUGUACAUAGAAGCAGUAUCAUCUUGGCUCAAUAUUCCAUUGAAAAUGGCAAAAAAGAAUGAUAUGAACUUAUGCCCUUAUUCUGACGAUGUGCAUAGAUACGUUAUUGAAACAUAUAGUCUAAAUAGUGCUAAUGGGAGACAAAGACCGAACACUAUAAGAGAUAAGGGACUCAUCCACUGUAUAAUAUUGGGUCUUAUAACGUGGAAUUUCAAGUUAAAUUUAGAGCUUUUCUCAACAAUUUUCUCAUUUCGUCUAAGUCUCAAAAAAUUGUUUGAGUUGGCAAGAUGGAUUCAUGCAGUACCUCUUAAAGAUGACAAAAAUACUGUAAUUCUCAAAGUACCUCUACCAGCACCAUUAACUAAACCUAUGCAUAGGAAGAAAAUAAAUCAUUAAUAUUGGAUUGUUUUAUGUUUGAAAACGCUAGUGUAAGUUAUGUACAUUUGUAAUAAAUUUUUGAAUAAUAUCUUUAAAUAAGCA